Necator americanus (New World hookworm) is the source of this 279-nucleotide messenger RNA. RefSeq lists its product as uncharacterized. The coding region runs from base 1 to 279 and encodes 92 amino acids. Lineage: Eukaryota; Metazoa; Nematoda; Chromadorea; Rhabditida; Ancylostomatidae. The record is from RefSeq and is a predicted model, not a curated record. The transcript has 2 exons.
AUGUUUCGUCCUGGCGAUACGCCGUUUGGCAAGAACAAAAAUGAGUGUUACCGGAAGAAGAAGAAGAAGGAGAAGAAGAAGAAGAAGAAGAAGAAGAAGAAGAAGAAGAAGAAGAAGAAGAAGAAGAAGAAGAAGAAGAAGAAGAAGAAGAAGAAGAAGAAGAAGAAGAAGAAGAAGAAGAAGAAGAAGAAGAAGGAAGAAGAAGAAGAAGAAGAAGAAGGAAGAAGAAGAAGAAGAAGAAUUAAAGGAAAGGAAACAAUAAUUAAGUAUACGAAUUGA